Molecule: messenger RNA, 984 nt
Organism: Pestalotiopsis fici W106-1
Lineage: Eukaryota; Fungi; Ascomycota; Sordariomycetes; Amphisphaeriales; Sporocadaceae
Exons: 4
Coding region: 1-984 (327 amino acids)
Biological process (GO): cell wall modification
Molecular function (GO): pectinesterase activity
Source: RefSeq, a predicted model, not a curated record
AUGGCAUUUAAAACAUUCCUGACGCUCUUUGCCAGUGCUACGGCCGUCCUGGCUGCAAGCCGCACCACAGCACCAUCGGGCUGCUUGCACGUCGCCAAGUCGGGGGGCACCUACACGACAUUCCAGGCGGCCGUCAAUGCCCUGUCGACAUCUUCGACGGCGGACCAGUGCAUCUUUAUCGACCAGGGCACGUACACGGAGCAGGUCUACAUUCCCGCCCGCUCGGCCAAGCUGACCGUCUACGGCUACACCACGGACACUACCGGCUAUGCCAGCAACGGGGCCACCAUUACCUACAACAACAAUGCGGCCAGCGCUGGCAACAAUGAUGCAAGCGCCACUGUGCGUGUAUGGUCUGACAACUUUAAAAUGUACAAUCUGAACAUAAUCAACUCAUACGGCAAAGGAUCCCAAGCUCUGGCCCUCAGCGCACAAAGCUCGGGCGGCUACUACGGCGUCUCACUCUACGGCUUCCAAGACACGCUUCUGGCCAACGAGGACCAGCAGUACUACAAGAAAUGCCAGAUUACUGGCGCGACCGACUUUAUCUUUGGCCAGCGGGCUCAGGCCUGGUUCGAGGCUUGUGACAUUCGUGUCAGGAACGGAGGAUACUACAUCACUGCCAAUGGUCGUGAUUCUAGUAGCAACCCGUCGUACUACCUCUUCAACAACUGCAACAUUGCUGCUGCCUCUGGCGAGUCAGUGUCAAGCCGCACGUAUUACCUGGGACGACCAUGGCGAACCUAUGCCCGCGUCGUCUUCCAGAACACGGCUAUGAGCUCAGUCGUUCGUACUGAAGGGUGGACCGUGUGGGAUUCGAGCACCGAUACUUCGACCGUCUACUAUGCCGAGUACAACAACUCUGGCGAUGGUGCUACCGGGCCCCGGGUCAGCUGGGCCAAGACUCUCUCGUCGGCCGUGUCCAUCUCGACUGUCCUGGGCAGCUCAUACUCCAGCCAAGGAUGGUAUGAUUCGACGUUUUAA